GAAAUGCUCUAUUUUGAGAGCUCUCAACCAGCAGUCGAGAAAACUCCAGCUCCAAUAGUGGAUAAAAAUGUCAAAAUUGGCAGAUGUGCAUUACAAGCCAGUAGGCCUGUGUGAAUUUUCCUUUCAUCCGAAGGAGAUUCGGUUGAAUCGCUGCUGCUUCAAAUUAAAUCCUUGCAUCAGAUCUUACAGCCAAUCUGAAUUCUCAAAUCAGAAGUCUCUGGAUUAGUUUGUAGCUGUCUGAAGGCAAUUCAGAAUUUCAGUGGACUUCCUGGCUGUGUCUAGCUGUGGCUUUGUUCGCACAGCUUUCCUGCCACGGUGGAUGAAGCUGAAGGGAGGGUGGCCGGGUGUUGAUUGGCAUCGCUGGCAACCCUGAUCUUGGCGUUGGGUGCUGUGUGUGUCUCGCUCUUCUGCUACAGCUUCUUUAGGCAGAUUCACCUGAAAGGAGAGAAAGAACUCCAAAUUCUCCUGUAAUGCUUUUUUGAAUGGGGGUGUGGAUUACAGAGGGCCCAUCUUUCUGAUGCUUGGGGUGGCUGUUUCACGUCUCCCCUUUGCUUCACUUCUCAUCAGCAUUCCUCUGAUUCCGCAGGAAAUCUGGCCACAGGAAAGAGCUGCGUUUGGGACCCGGGUGAGCAGCCCGGCCCUUCCUCCGGACACCCUCUGGGCAUUGAGUGGGCGGGGCUGUGCUGGCUGAUGCAGCGGGCAAGGCACAAAGCGUUGUCAAGAGGGACGUUGCUGUGCAAGAGGGGCUCUCUGGCAGAAGAAAUGGCUGAUGGCAGUCAAUGUGGCGCCUGCCAGAUGUUUCCAUGCCAAAUUGGCCUAAAAGCUUUUGCUGGUAGUUCUGUCAACUCCAGGGGACUCUCCUCCGUUGCUGGUGUCAUCUGUUAGGGCUGCUUAAGGAGGUGGUAGCCAAGUCCUGCACUUGGUCGCCUGGUGUCACACCAUCAGUCUUGCCUGAACUUGGGAGCUUUUUUUAAAACACACAGAAUUGCCCAGUCUGUUCUCAAAAAGUACCAGACGCCACAUUUAGCUUUUCUUAAAUCACAUUCUCCUGCCUUUUCAAUGCUGUCGUCUUGUUCUAAAAGUUUGGAGCAAAAGGGAAAAAAUGCUCUUUUCUUCCAGGACUAGUAGUUAAAAGUUGGAGGUGCCUGGAUGUUAAUAAGCAGCUGGGCAGCUCCUGUGUCCUCUUCCACAUGGGCAGAUAAUCGUGUGUGGGAGUAGCCACUUUGAUGACCAUCAGCUGACAUUUUCUGUCUUAUGUAGUGGUUUUUGGAAAGAAAGUGGUUUGAUGGUGGGCAGAGCUCCUUUAGACGAGCAGGUGCUGCCCCACCGAAGUGGGGAAAGAGGGGAAGAAAAGCCAUUGGCAGAGGGCCCCCUUGCCCUCUUUCAGACUCUUCAGUUGAUUUCUGGAGAGUAAAAGGGGAUGUUCAGCCAAUAUUAAAUCCUCUACCUGGUUGCACAGAGGUUUAGGUGCAAAAAGACAACAGACCGAGAAGGUGAGAGGGAGGGGAAGCUUGAGCUUUUGGGCCUGAGGUCCCCAUCGAUUUCUCUUGGGGGCUCUUGGAUGGCUCAUGAGGGCAGGCUCUGCAAAGCCAAAGUGGAGAAACUAGAGUGGUCCAAAGUGAGCAGUGCUGGAAAGGCUUCUGCCAUUCCAGAGGGGCAAUACUUGGGUGGGUCUGGGGCACUUCCAUCCUCUAAGCCAGACAGAUUCCAGUCUUUGGCUUCUGUGCAUCCCCUCUGACCCUUUUGAAAGCUGCUGCUGACGUCAGCAGCGCGGGGAGCCCGAAGCCAGAUCCUCGGCCCACCGCGAGGACAAGCGUGCUGCUUGGCUGGCUUGCAAAGAUUCUGCCCGAGGAAGGUGCAGAGCAGUGCAGAGGCUAAUCGGGGAGGAGGGUGGAUGUGCUUUUAUGUCAAGGAUGGGAGGCCUCUGACAAACAUGGUUCCUGGCGGAGACUGACCUGCAUGCUUUAAAAGGGGCUAGAGGUAACCAAAAUCAGACCUUUGGUACCACUUCCGCAGAGUGGACUCCCCGGCUUUGAAGGUGGUAGGGUGAAGUGAGCCGCUACAGAGGCAAACCCCUCCAUCCAUCUGGGUGCCUAGGAAGGAUUUUUGGGCCUUGGCUGUUAAAAUAUGGACUGGAAAGUGCUAAAUGUAAUUGUUCAGAAAUGGAUCUGAACCGGUUUAGAGGAUUUUAUGCUACUCGGAGACGGGGCUUCUUUCUCUGUGGUGGCCUCCUGGUUACUUCUCAGUUAAAGCCAUCCGGCUUGUCUUGAGAUUGCUUUUAUUUUUACCCAGAACAGUCUCCAGUUUUCUUGAUCUAAAAAUGGUCUUGGUUCUUUUUGUUUUCCAAACAACUUGCGUGUUUUGUCUAAAUGUGAAGACAGGUCUGAGAAUCAGCUGGUCCUACUAUUUUCAAAAGCAAGAGAUCAACCCUUGUGAUGCGGCUUAGAAGGCAACGUCCUUGAGAGCUUAAUUUUAGAGUCUGCAGACUCUUGCAUCUCCUUUUGACAGGAGGGUGCUGCUUACACCUUGCCGUGGGUUAACCAUGAUGCCGUCUGUGUGGUUCCCACAGGGGGGCUCGCCCGGCAAACCCCGGGGCCUCAAGCGGACUUGGGACUGUUUGACGCUAGCCCCGUUCUCUGGCUUGCUCUGCAGGGUGCAGACCAGAGUGCAUACUGUGGUUUAUUAGCUUUGCCCGCUUGUAACAGGAGACAGCGCUUCCUGUGUCGGCACACCGCAAUUUGUGUGUUGUGCAGGCUCUUCCUGGGCUGAAUGCAGAUUCUCUGCCUUCAUCAUCAGCCACUUCUUUCCAGACUUCCCCUUCCACCCCACCCUCACCCCCAUCUUUGCUUUAUUUGCUAUUUUGUCUGAUGAAAACUUCAUCCUAUAUUGCGAUUUGAGGUUUGCUUCAUGGGAAUUUUUGGGUAUUUCUACUUUGUGGCUAAGUUUUCAAAACACAGAUGACCUGGUGGGUCAGCAGCAGAUGAACAGGGAUGACCCGGUCAAGUGGGAGCCUUCAAGAGACCCAGCUUCCUCUGUGCUCAGUGGGAGGUGGCAACUGCCCUCUGAACCUCUGUUCUCGUGACCAAGCUGACACAGGAGUUGAGCUCAGCUCCUCCGAAAUUAAUCUUCUCUAACACGCGUGCUGACUGAUGAUGGGGCUUGGAUGGCACACUAGCACCCCCCCAAGGAGUGGAUGGUGCUGGGUGAUUUUUAUGGUUUGGUUACCAGCAGACAGUAAGAGGACCUACAGCCAUGGCCAGCGAGCCAAGAGCAACUCUUGCUGAGUGCGCAGAGUCAGGCUUAAAAUGCAAAGUCAAGAAGACCCCUUGCCGUGCAGGUACCGCAUCCGAUGCGUUACAGUAUUAUUUUGCACUUGGGAAAUAAGAGGAAGGAAAGGGCCCUCAUAAAGUUUUAAUUUCAGUUUAAUAAAUAGAUUUAAUAAUUUAGGAAUACAAAUCUUCCUUUGUUUUGGGUUCUUGAGCUUCUCUCUCGCUGCGUUUUCCUGUUGCUGGUCGUUUAUUUAAUCAUUUUCUUUUUCGGUCCUGGAACUGCACCCUUGCAUUCCACAUUGAAAAUGGAUGGAAACAUUGGCCGUCAUAGUGGGAGCAGGGGACGGAGUGCCCCGUUUCUCGCCAGGCAGGAAAAGCGCUGGCGGGGAAGCAUUACGUUUUUUAAAAUGCACAUAUUUUAUUUAAUGCUCCAAAUGCUUCAUAGCAUUAGAGAGGUUUAGUGCAACAGAUUUAUAAUUAAUGAACGUGCUAUUCUCUCCUAGUGCAAAUGCACGACUCAAAUAAAUAAGUAAUAAUAGUAAUGAAACAGACAGUGGUGGGGGGAGAGCAUUUCUGCCCCAGGGCCAGUUCCCACGAGAAUGAGUGGCGAGAGAAGGGAGGGGGCGAGAGAAGGGAGGGGGCGAGAGAAGGGAGGGGGUUAUUUUGCACGGGCACCAAGCUGGUUCCAAAGCCCAGCCCAGCCCUGCCCUGCCCUCCCCUUUGCGGGUCCGGUAGGUGCGCAUUUCUUCUUGUUUCAGUCAUUCUCUGUCGGCACAGCGCAGUGGGUUGGUCUUCGCUGAGCCUGGGAGCACGCUUACCCUGGUGACCACCCGGGCCAUCUGGGACCUGUGCAGGCAGCCCAGCUGCUACAAGAAUGGUGACCUCCUGACACUUUUUUCCCCUUGCACAUUUGGGGGAAAAAGUCUGUAGUGACCUGAUUGGUGUCGGUGUCACCCGGGGCAGAAUUGGAGGGGUCUUCCUCUCCUGCUUUCUCCCCUGUUUUGUCCUGCUCCGUGGGUGGCUCCAGAGUAGGAAGACCAGCAAGUAGUGCCUGGGAGAGCCCUGUUUUUGCUGGUCUGCUGAAAGACUUGGUCUCUAUGCCUGAAGUGGGACUUUAGCACCCAAUCACCCAGAGCCCUUUUGGCUUCAAUGAACCCUCCAGACCUCAGGCUGUUGAGGUCUUGCUCUCUGCCCCUUUCUGGGUGUCAGUGCAUGUGGGAAUGUCUCCACUUCUACAAUGGUUCAGUCAUGCCAGAUCUUUCUAUUAGAAGUGGUAUUCUCUGUUGGUGAUAAAGGCUGGGGGACCAUUUUUUGACUGUUUUGAUGAAAACUCUCCCAGUCUGUCUCCCUUGAUGGCCCCCUUUUGCUAGCUGGAAGUUGCAGUCCAGCAGUCCUGGCCACUUGGGGCCGGUGGGGGGGUCAGCACCAGCUCCGAAAUCUUCAAGGGGAGGAAGGUUUGUGCUGCUUUUAGCCGACGGGAAGAGUUCUGAACUUAUACCUGGGAGAGAGCAGCCACUCGUGCACCCCUGGAGCAUCUGCACUGGUGGGUUCUACCUGAAGGAGGUGAUCCUGGAGACGCUGGGUGCCGUAGUGAUAUCUUUUCCAGGGUUACAGCCUGUGCUGGUCUUUGACCAUAAUAAAGAUUUGAUGAUGUGGGUUACAGCCUGAUAGUUUCUGGACACACAACAACUUGGUCUUGCAGGGAUUCAGCUUCACCGGUUCCCUGCCUGAUGGGAGGAGCCAGAAAGCUGUUCCUAAGUGGCAGGUGGGAUGUGGGUUCCCAGGGUUUGGUUCUCUUUCAGCCCUGUGCUGUUUCUCUGCAGAGCAUUGUUUCCAAGAAUGCCCUGCAGUUCCGAGGGAGCUCACAACACGAUGCGCAGGAGUUUCUGCUUUGGCUUCUGGACAGAGUCCACGAAGAUCUCCACAAUUUAGUGAAGAACAACGAUGGAAGACCUCCUUUGAAGCCACCAUUGGAAGAAGAUGUGCUGAUUGAGGGAACCAUCUUUCCAGUAAACAGCACUUUUGUUCAGGAACUCUUUCAAGCUCAGUACAGGUCGUCCUUAACAUGUCCUCAUUGCCAGAAGCAGAGCAAUACUUUCGAUCCAUUCCUCUGCAUUUCUCUGCCGAUCCCACUGCCUCACACACGGCCGCUGUACGUCACCGUGGUCUAUCGAGGAAAGUGUUCCCACUGCAUGCGCAUUGGAGUGGCUGUACCUUUGUCUGGAACGGUGGCCCAGCUGAGGGAAGCUGUGGCCAGAGAAACCAAAAUACCUGCCAAACAGAUUGUGCUCACUGAGAUGUAUUACGAUGGCUUCCAUCGCUCUUUCUCUGACUCGGAUGACCUUGACACGGUGCAAGAGAGUGACUGCAUCUUUGCCUUUGAGACCCCAGAGAUCUUCUGGCCAGAGGGAAUCCUAAGCCAGAGAGGAAUCCAUGUCAAUAGUAAUCUGAAUCACUUGAAAUAUGCCAUCGAUCACCCCAAGUCAUCCGCUUAUCCCCAGGCGAGGCUAGAGAGCUGCAGUCCCAGGUCAACGGCGGCAGCUGCUGCCACGAGUGAUAAGAUUGUGCUGUUGGUGUGUAACAGAGCCUGUAGUGGACAGCAGGGAAGGAGGUUUGGCCAGCCCUUCGUGCUGCAUCUGGAGAAGACCAUCCCUUGGGACCUUCUGCAGAAGGAGAUCUUGGAGAAGAUGCAGUAUUUUCUGCGCUCCUCAGCGUGCAUUCAGGUGUGUCCGUUCAGCUUGCGAGUGGUCAGCGCUGUGGGCAUAACAUACCUCUUACCUCAGGAAGAGCGGCCUCUCUGCCACUUGAUGGUGGAACGAGCCCUGAAGUCCUGUGGGACAGGCGGAGUCCCCCACGUGAAGCUGGUGGUCGAAUGGGACAAGGAGACGAAAGACUACUUGUUCAUCAGUACAGAGGAGGAGUACGUCCCGGACGCCGAGAGUGUCCGCCAGCAGAGGGCGCUGCACCAGCAGCCUCAGUCCUGCACCUUAGCCCAGUGUUUCCAGCUCUACACCAAAGAGGAGCAGCUGGCCCCCGACGAUGCCUGGCGCUGCCCCCACUGCAAGCAGCUGCAGCAAGGAAGCAUCAGCCUGAGCCUCUGGACCUUGCCCGAUGUGCUGAUCGUUCACUUGAAGCGCUUCCGACAGGAAGGAGACAGGCGGAUGAAGCUUCAGAACAUGGUCCGGUUUCCUCUGACUGGCCUUGACAUGACCCCUCAUGUGGUCAAGCGAAGCCAGAGCAGCUGGAGCCUUCCCUCCCACUGGUCCCCGUGGAGGCGUCCCUACGGCCUCGGAAGAGAUCCAGGAGAUUUCGUCUACGACUUGUAUGCGGUGUGCAACCACCAUGGCACCAUGCAGGGGGGGCACUACACAGCCUACUGCAAGAACUCCAUUGAUGGCCUCUGGUACUGCUUCGAUGACAGCGACGUGCAACAGCUGCCGGAGAAUGAGGUGUGCAAGCCAACCGCCUACAUCCUCUUCUACCAGAGGCGGCCGGCCGUUCCUUCCUGGUCGGCCAACAGUUCUGUGGCAGGUUCCACCAGCUCUUCCUUGUGCGAACACUGGGUGAGUCGGCUUCCAGGCAGCAAACAGCCCAGCGUUGCUUCUGCGGCUUCCUCCAGGCGCACCUCGUUGGCCUCCCUCUCGGAAUCAGUGGAGCUGAUGGGGGAGCGGAGCGAGGACGACGGAGGGUUUUCGACCCGGCCCUUUGUGCGGAGCGUUCAGCGCCAGAACCUGUCUUCCAGAUCCUCGGUGACCAGCCCUUUGGCUGCGAGCGAAAAUGGAAUCCGCCCUUCGUGGUCCCUGUCAGCCAAGCUGCAGAUGCGCUCCAACUCGGCUUCUCCCGUUCACGGCUCCUCUGCCACUCUGGAGAGAAUUGGAGAGACGGGGGAUGACCGAGUUGCCACCUCCUGCUUUGGCAGCCGGCGGAGUCUCUCCGGCAGCCACCUGGAGCCUGGGGAGGGGGAAGGCCGCCACCGCGGCCAGCAAGACUCUCGGACAGUUGGCAGGGCCCCUCUGGCAGUUAUGGAAGGCGUCCUCAGAGACGAAGCCCCAGCGUGGAAAUCAGGCUCCUCCAGCAAGACGGGCACGCAGACAGACAGAAGCGAAUCCGCUCUGGACCCCUUUGACAACAACAAUCAAAUAGCCUUCGUUGACCAGAGCGAUUCUGUGGAGAGCUCUCCUAUCAAGGACAGUCAGAGCUUUGGUUGGUUGGCCAAGCCGGAUGGCAGCAGCCCCCCCCAGGCCCUGCCCCCCCAGGACAGCUCAGGGCCGGGUAGUGGCUUGAAGUCAGGGCGGGCGGUCUUGUCCAGCCAGGAUUCCCUGACGUCGCACCGGUCGGUUGCUUCCCCCCCUCCCUCUAAGGGUUUGCCGAAGGGGCCCCGUUCCCGGAGCAAGCUGGACUCCUGCCGGGCCAGUGGGCGCCCCAGCUCUCCCGCCUCCAGGCCGGGCAGGAAGGAAACAGGCUCGAAGGGCCCCGAGGCCACUUCUGCUGCCUCUGCCCAGCAGAAGCACCGGUCGGUUUCCUCACCUUCUUCCUCUGCAGCAGCUAGAAGGAGCUCCUCAGGGUGCUCUGUGCGGGGGCACCCGCCCUCUGGCAAAAGCCGGACUUCGGACCGCAACCUUGGUAGGGAGGGCUCCAAGCUGAGCAUGGGCUCGGAGAAGACGGGUGUCGCUGCCAGCUCGCGAACAAACUCCCCUCGGCUAAGCCAGGCACGCGGGGAGGGCAAGGCGCCUGAGAGCAAGCACGUGCGCAGCACCUCCCUGGCCAGCCUCCGUUCACCCAGCACUGGCCCCCGUUCCAGCCUGAAGAGGGACAGCAAGUCGGAGGAGAAAGGCUUGUCCUUCUUCAAAUCUGCCCUCCGCCAGAAGGAGACCCGGCGGUCGGCUGACCUGGGCAAGACCACCCUGCUGGCGAAGAAGGUGGGGGGUGGCUCCACCAAGGCUGCUGGGAAAACCCUCUCCGAGGAGAAGCUCCCAGACAAGGCCGCCAUCCCUGACGCCAGCGCAGCCGCCAAAGCCCCCUUGCUGCCAGGCAAGCGCUCCCUGCUGACUGCUUGCAAAUCACCGUCUUCACAGCUGGAGGGCAGCCCCAAGUCCCCUGGCGGGGGCAGGCUAACCACCAACAAGGCUUUGCACAGGGUCCCCCCUGGGGUGCCCUCCUCCACCCGCACAUCUUCCACGUCUCCGUGAUCCGCUGCUGCUCGGCCGCUGCUCAGCUGCCCCGGGGGGGUUGGCUUCCUUCUUCGCUUUCCGUGGAUGAGGAGAGCCUCCCUGCUCAGGGCCUUCUGGUUCUGCCCUCGUACCAAAUAGCCACCGGCAGCUGCAGGGCUGCCGAAGGACCCUGCUGCUGCUCUCCUGCAGCCUGUCCAGAGAGGCCUCCCAAGUGUGCGGCUGCUGGCCGGGUCCUCUCGCCAGGCGUGCUCUCCUGGGGCCUCUCCUGGGCAGGUGGUAGCCCAGCUCUGUGAGCUGAGGAGGCGCACAGAGGGAGCCCGGGAUGCCAGGCGGUCCCUUGGUUCUGCCGUACUACCCUCCCACUUCAGCCCCCCGUGUUGCAAGCUUCUCCGAGGGCAAUAUCUCAGCGCUCACAUUAUUUCUCAGGUAAAUGCUCAGCCAGAACUAGGAGGAACCGAAGACUCUGAGAAAGGUGCCUUCUCUCUCUCUUGAGGGAUGUUCGCGUUCUUUUUGUUCUGAGAGGUUUCUGUUGGGGUGUGUGUUGUUGUUUUUAUAGCCUGUCCUGUCUGGGGCCGCCUCCGUUCGGAUGGUUCCCUGUCCUUCGGGCCAAGGGAGGGAGGGACUGGUCGCAGCUUGGAAGUGAGGAGCCGUGGGCAGGAAGGGGACGGUUCAAGAGGAGGGGGCUGUGAGGGUGGCAGUGGAAGGCAGGUUUCUGUGCUGGCCCUGGGCACUUGGUACAGUUCCAUCCCCUUCAAGGGAUGGUGGCUGGCAGUGCUGCUGGUGGGAGGAGCGCUCUGGUUUGUGGAUCCGACUGGAACAAGGGUCCUCAUGUUCUCACUCAUUCUCCUGUGGGUGGCUUUUCAGUGCAGGCCUCCUCUUGCCCCAGCACUGUCUGGAAUCAGGAAUGCGUCUUCUGCCCCAUGUUCUUCCUCCUCCCUUCCCUGGCAGUCCUGGGUGCUUUGAGCUCCUGAAACCCACCUCAUUCUUUCUUGCUCCGCUAUUCCCAAACGGUCUCCGUGUCUGGUGGCUUGGGUGCGGACGUGCAGAAAGGAAGGAUGUCUUAGAUCCUCUGUGAAUUCUGCAUGGCAGUGUGCUUCUUCCCCAGGCAAAGAGGCUGCAGCAACUGCAUUUUUCUUGCUAUCCCUGCUUUGGAGGUUUCCUCCAAAUGAACCAAGCCCCUCUGUGGUUGAUUCUCUUUUUGCUGCUCUCUUCUGUGUGCGGCUCAGGGGGCUUGAUCUUUGCCCUGCGGGCAGCUCCAGAAAGGGGCUGUUGACUUGUGUUCCGUGCCCCCUCCUCAGUCUUGGGCUAGAUCUCUGUAAGCAAGGGUGCCUCUGUUAAUGGGUCACUUACUUGCUGCACACCCUUGGAAAGGGACUGGGGGCUCCCUUCACGCGUUGUAGGAACUUUCAGGAACUCAUCUCUCCCACUUUGCAGGGUUUGACCCCUUUCUUUGCAAUCAUCUUUCCCAGCUGUAGCAUUGGGAUGAAAUUCCCAGAAUUCCUAGCCCCCAUGCCACGGCUUCCUGUAAGCCAUGAUCAUGUCGCAUUUGGGAAGCACCAGGUUGGAGAAAUCUGCUUCUGUUGAAAUGAGGAUGAACAAAGAUGCUUCAGUUUGAGGAAGAACAGCUGGUUCCCAGGUGGUGGUGAAGGAUUGUAGGCUGGCCUCUGUCCACGUGAAGCACAACGGGAAGUGCUUAUUUUCUGUAGCUGGGUUCAUGGAGGUACACCAAGGAGGAGGAGAGCCAGUGGGUGCAGGAGUCCGUUUGACCCUUGAGGGGUGCCUCUCUUAGUGUCUGUCCCCCACUCAAACUGACAUUUUUGUGGAGUAACACUAGUUCGCCCAGAACAGUCUUCUGAAGCUCUGUGUGGCUGGUCUUUGGACCCCGGGCCUGGAUCCUCUUAUGAUGGGGACUUGCUGUUGGUUCUCCCUUGUCCCAUGGAUCUCAUUUGAUUGAGAAAAGACCCAACUGUUCUUGAGAUCCUCAGCUGCCAACUUGUCAUUUAGGGCUUGUUGGACAUUUCUUUGAAUAAGUUGGCCUGAGAGUCAAGGUGUUGAUUAUUGGAAUAUCAUAUCUAAGGAAGCUUCUACACUUCUUGGGGUUGAGUGGGGUGGGGUGGGGAUUGGUAGUAACUAAUUCUAGCAUCCUUCAAAGAGGAUGGGAACUGCACUCAUCCUCAACUGGCAUAUUUCUUCCUUGUGUGGUCACAUUUCCAAUGCAGAAGAGUCCAGUUCCUCAUCCCAGAAGGCUUUCUGUGCUUUGGGAUUAGAUUAUUAGGUUUGUGUUAAUUGUACCUUCAAGGAACUGUUCAGAAGAGGUACCUUGAACACUUCAUAUUACUUGUCCUCGACACACCAAAUGGAGCGCGACUACGGCAAGCCUUGCUUUAAGUCUUUCAAGCAUAAAUAAGGCUCAGAUCAGUUCAGAGAAGUGUUGAGACAGGAAACCUCCAUGUUCUAGGCGUAUGUGACUUAAUUCUGCAGACAGUUCUUUGCUUGGCAAUCACAUCUGGAAUGUUGAGCAUGGCCAGUUACUUUCCCCCUAAAUACUGAAGUUAAAUUUGCAUGGCACUGCCCAGCUCUUCCCUAUGCAUGCCCAUAUUAAGUAUGCACACAGCUCUUGCAAGCUACAAUAGAACACACUAUGGCAAGGAUAGGCAGCCUGUUUUCCUCCAGAAGUUUUUGAGUUGCAACUCCCAGCAUCCCUCACCAUGGGCUGUGCCACCUCAGGAUGGUGGGGGUACCAUCUGGAGGCUGUAGCUCAGGUAACCUGGGCUGGGCUGCAAGAAUUUGGGAUGGAGUCCAACCUACACUGGAUGCGUCUGAGGGACCAGAAGCCUUUGCUCCUUGCCUUGGUAGGCACCCAAAAUAGCUUCCUUCGUGUGAUCCUUGGUUUACUUCUGUGGAUAUAAAACUUAGCUGUGGAGUACUUAAAAGAAGGCAGGCAGUUUCUCUCAUUGUAGGCUAUAUUUUUGUUCCUAAGCAAGAACAAUCUAUGCAGCUUUUACCCCAGUGAUGGCGAACCUUUUGGGCUCGGCGGGUCAAAAAUUCAGAAAAUGCCUAACUUGACUCUGCUGGCAUGUCA
Python bivittatus (Burmese python) is the source of this 11522-nucleotide messenger RNA. NCBI's taxonomy places the organism in Eukaryota, Metazoa, Chordata, Lepidosauria, Squamata, Pythonidae. The record is from RefSeq and is a predicted model, not a curated record.